This is a messenger RNA of Ceraceosorus bombacis, 2165 nucleotides long. The record is from the annotation of a GenBank genome assembly. NCBI's taxonomy places the organism in Eukaryota, Fungi, Basidiomycota, Exobasidiomycetes, Ceraceosorales, Ceraceosoraceae.
AUGGCGAGCCCUCAUGCAAAGCUCCUCACCCGCUCCAAGACGCCAUUCGCAGAGGCGCCUUGGCAGCAAGGUCUUCCAAGCCCUUACUACAAGGAGACCCACUAUCGCUUCAGAGAGUGGCUCAAGAAGUGGGUGGAUGACAAUCUGAUGGAGCUCGCUGACGAGUGGGAGGAGAGUGAGUGUUGAGGGCGACUGUCACGCUGCUGGCGUCCAUUACGCUCACGCUAGCUGCCGUGCUCGUUCUCCUCUUCUCUUAGUCGAGGAUGACGCCGAGCUGGCGAAGGUUUUUCAGCUCUUCGCGAAGGAGGGCUUCCUGCUGCCAUUUGCUCUUGGAGUGCGCGUCCCUCAGAAGUUCGUCGACAUGGCCGGCGGGCAAAAGCUGCCGGGCGGAGUACCCCCUGGCGAAUGGGACAACUUCCAUGACUUUAUCCUGAUCGAUGAGCUGGCACGCACUGCAUCCAACGGCGUGGUCAUGGGAAACUAUGGUGGCCUGGCAUAUGGUGCAGGGCCUAUUGUGCACUUCGCUUCGGAGGGCUUGCAGAAGCGUCUGUUGCCCGACAUCCUCACCGGCAAGAAGAGAAUCUCGCUUGCCAUCACAGAGCCCAGCGCCGGCAGUGAUGUCGCAGGUGUCAGUACCGUUGCCAAGCUCUCCGAUGAUGGCAAGCAUUAUGUUGUCACGGGACUCAAGAAGGUCAGUUGCAUCAUGAUGUCAUUUUAAGUAGACCAGACAAAUGACUGACAGCACCAGUGACUCCUUUGCGCGCCACUGUGGACGCGAUCAGUGGGUGAGUUGAUCUUCUCAUUGCAGGGCGGGAUGUGCAACUGCUGAGGGCAUCUUCUCAACAGAUCACGAACGGCAUCUGGAGUGACUUCUUUACAACGGCAGUGCGCACGUCAGGCAAACCUGGAGAUCAAAAAGGCAUCUCGUUCCUCGUCAUCCCCCGCUCUGAGGGCGUGCGAACGACCAAGAUGAAGAUGCAGAGCGCUGGAUCAGGAACCACCUUCGUCGAAUUCGACGAGGUCAAAGUUCCUGCCGAAAAUCUGAUUGGAAAGGAAGGAGAAGCUUUCAAGUACAUUGUGAGUCCGUGCGGCUGUGGCUUAUGUGACGAGACCAGUGACGUCCUAAACCCGCGCCUGCACCCGCGUUCGCUCCCAUUCUGCAGAUGUGGAACUUCCUGCACGAGCGAGAGACGAUAGUGAGCAGGCGUAGUCGCCUCACUGCUGAUCGCUGACGCUGAUCAAGUGUCUUUUUUGAUGGGCCAGAUCUACGUCGCGCUUCGUUUCUGCAGAGGUAAGCCCGGCAGUGCAUUUGCUAUGCAGCGUCACACCGCUUACCAUCGACGAUUCUCCUGCUCUGUGCUAUAGUCUGGUGAGGAGCAUGGCCUGGCCCUUCAUUGGAUGCGCAGCGGCUGACAUUUCAGGAGCAAUCUUUUGGCAUCAUUCAGUAUUGAGGACGCUACUAAUCACGCCAACAGGCGGCAAGUAUUCGGCAAAAAGCUGAUUGAGCAGGUGAGAAUCCAGGUAUGACUUGAAUGUCUCUUUGAUGCCCUCUCUCACACUCUGCUCCACGCUGCAGCCGGUCGUCCGCUACAAUUUGGCGAACAUGGCACGCCAAACGGAAGCUCUGCAAGCGUGGAUGGAAGCAAUCGUAUACCAGCACUCGAAGAUGACCACCAAUCAAGCCAAUAUUGUGAGUCCCCUUCCCUACAAACAUCCCGUCAGGUCGUGCUUUCCUGACGCCACGUCUCCACGACUCGUAGCUGCUGGGAGGCAACACAGCACUGCUCAAGGGUAAGUCAUUGAGAUGUUCUUGUCAGCCUGAACGGAGUCGAUCCUCAUGACUUUGCUUCUCGUCAACUUCAUCGCACAGCUCACGCGGCCAUUGUCGUCUCUGACAUCGCGCGAGAGGCUGGCUACUUGAUGGGAGGUACAGGUCUGACUAAGGGAGGGAUUGCAGCUCGUAUUGAGCGCAUCUACCGCGAGGUGAACGGGCUUGCAACGCCUGGAGGCAGUGUAGCCGUCAUGCUUGAUGCUGUGAGUGCUCGAUUCCCUGCGAUGUUCUUGGUCUUGAGAACCCAGCAUUGACUUGUGAUUUUCUGCUGGAUGUGUGCCAGGGUGUUCGCCAAGCUAUCAAGACUGUUGGUCUCGACCCAUCCAAGCUCUGA